Molecule: messenger RNA, 6950 nt
Organism: Lagopus muta (rock ptarmigan)
Lineage: Eukaryota; Metazoa; Chordata; Aves; Galliformes; Phasianidae
Gene: PACS2
Product: phosphofurin acidic cluster sorting protein 2
Exons: 25
Coding region: 42-2738 (898 amino acids)
Biological process (GO): protein localization to plasma membrane
Molecular function (GO): transmembrane transporter binding
Source: RefSeq, a predicted model, not a curated record
CAGCGGCGGCGGCCCGGUGGGCGCACGCCAGGCCGGCAGCCAUGGCGGCGGCGGCGGAGCGGGGCCGCCUCAGCUUCCCGGGCGGUGCCGGGGCCUUGGGGCGGCCCGUGCCUAUGAACCUCUUCGCCACCUGGGAAAUCGACGGUUCCAGCCCCAGCUGCGUGCCCAGGUUGUGCAGCUUGACACUAAAGAAACUGGUAGUCUUAAAGGAAUUGGAUAAGGAGCUUAUUUCUGUGGUCAUUGCUGUCAAAAUGCAGGGCUCCAAGCGCAUCCUGCGGUCUCACGAGAUCGUGUUGCCGCCGAGUGGACACGUGGAGACGGAGCUUGCGCUGACCUUCUCGCUGCAGUACCCUCACUUCUUGAAGAGAGAAGGCAACAAGCUUCAGAUCAUGCUGCAGCGGCGGAAGCGAUACAAGAACCGAACCAUUCUAGGCUACAAGACUCUGGCUGUGGGGUCUAUCAACAUGGCUGAGGUCAUGCAGCACCCCACAGAAGGUGGCCAGGUACUGAGCCUUUUCAGCAACAUCAAAGAAGCUGCAGUAAAGGUAGCAGAAAUCUGGAUCUUCUCCUUGUCAAGUCAGCCAAUUGACCAUGAAGACAGCAGUAUGCAGGCCAGCCAGAAAAUCAAGUCUACAGAUAACUAUUCUGAGGAGGAGUACGAGAGCUUCUCUUCUGAGCAGGAGGCCAGUGACGAUGCCGUGCAGGGCCAGGAUUUGGAUGAUGAUGAGUACGAGCUGGGGAAGCCCAAGAAGCAGCGGAGAUCGAUAGUAAGAACGACGUCCAUAACCAGGCAACAGAACUUCAAGCAGAAGGUUGUGGCAUUGCUGAAGAGAUUUAAAGUGUCUGAUGAGGUUCUGGAUUCAGAGCAGGACCCUGCAGAGCACGUUCCAGAGGUGGAGGAGGACUUGGACCUUCUCUAUGACACGUUGGAUAUAGAGAACCCCAGUGACAGUGGGCCAGAAAUGGAAGAUGAUGACAGUGUUUUGAGCACUCCAAAGCCAAAGUUAAAACCUUAUUUUGAAGGACUGUCACACUCCAGCUCUCAGACAGAAAUCGGUAGCAUCCACAGCAUCAGGAGCCAGAGAGAGCCAUCAAGUCCUCAGGUAGAAGUGCCUGAAAAGACAAAGAGUCUUGGAACCAAACACACAGACGACAGUAUUUCUGACACUGUCUCUUUUGAGUCUAACCAGCAAGCUGAGGUCCAAGAAGCAGAACUUCCCGCACCAGAUGUGUUUGUUGAGAAGCUCCCACCCAGCGGGAAGAUCACCAAGACGGAGUCCCUCAUUAUCCCAUCCACCAGCAGGUCUGAAGGGAAGCAAACUGGACGUCGGGGAAGAAGCACAUCUCUGAAAGAGAGGCAGCCAGUGAGGCCACAGAAUGAGAGAGCAAACAGCCUGGACAAUGAACGAUCUCCAGACACCCGGCACCACUUACAGAUCCCCAGGAAAACUGUGUAUGACCAACUAAAUCACAUCCUGGUUUCUGACGACCAGCUGCCAGAAAACAUUAUUCUUGUCAAUACUUCAGAUUGGCAAGGACAGUACCUGUCAGAUGUCUUACAAAAGCAUACCUUGCCAGUGGUCUGUACAUGUUCCUCAGCUGAUAUUCAAGCAGCUUUCAGCACUAUUGUCUCCAGGAUACAGCGAUACUGUAACUGCAACUCUCAGCCUCCAAGCCCAAUUAAAAUUGCAGUGGCCGGAGCCCAGAAUUACCUCAGUGCUGUGUUGAGGCUCUUUGUAGAGCAGCUGUCUCACAAAACCCCAGACUGGCUUGGCUACAUGCGAUUUUUGAUCAUCCCUCUAGGCUCUCAUCCAGUGGCCAAGUAUCUGGGGUCUGUAGAUUAUAGAUACAACAACUUCUUCCAAGAUGUAGCCUGGAGAGAUCUGUUCAACAAACUUGAAGCACAGACCACUGUUGCAGAAACGCUUGAUGUUGUCUCCCGAAUAACGCAGUACAUAGCAGGGGCAAACUGUGCGCACCAGUUGCCCAUUGCUGAAGCGAUGCUGACGUACAAGCAGAAAAGGAAAAAGAGCUUUCAUUUUGAUUUUACUCUAAGCCCUGACGAGGAAUCUUCGCAGAAGUUCAUUCCCUUCGUUGGGGUGGUGAAAGUUGGAAUAGUGGAACAAUCUUCUGCGACGUCAGGUGACUCUGAUGAUGCAGCUCCCUCAAGCUCCAGUGUCCUUUCUUCUACCCCACCUUCUGUAUCUCCUGCUGUGAAAGAAGCCUCCCCCACACCACCUUCCUCACCGUCUGUCACAGGCAGCUUCUCAUCCUCAAGCCAGGGUCUUGGUGCUGAGCUGAUGGGCCUGCAGGUGGAUUACUGGAUUGCAGCUCCACCCAUGGACAGAAAGAGAGACCUGGAGAAGAAGGACCCUUCCACUACCAAAAACACACUGAAAUGCACUUUCCGGUCCCUCCAGGUCAGCAGGUUACCUGCCAGCGGGGAGAUCGCCACCACUCCAACCAUGUCCAUGACUGUCGUGACAAAGGAGAAGAACAAGAAAGUGAUGUUUUUACCCAAGAAAACAAAAGACAAGGAAGUUGAGUCAAAGAGCCAGUGCAUUGAAGGAAUCAGCAGGUUGAUUUGCACAGCGAAGCAUCAGCAGAACAUGCUGCGGGUCCUGAUUGACGGAGUGGAGUGGAACGACGUCAAGUUCUUUCAACUGGCAGCACAGUGGUCCUCUCAUGUCAAGCACUUUCCCAUCUGCAUAUUUGGGCACUCCAAAUCUAACUUCUAGCCACGCUCGGAGGGACCUCUGUCCAUCCCAGGGACUGCACACCAGGAGCCAGGAACUGCGUGCCAACUCGACUCGCAUCACUCUGCCCUCUCCUGCAGAAUUAAUUACAGAUGUGCUUGGAUUACUUUUGAAUUACUUUUUUUCUAUUAACUCUUAAGUUUACUACGAGGGAAGGAAACCCCUUUAAACAAAGGCAAAAAACAACAACAACAGUCUUAAAUAUAGAUGUGCUGUCAACAAAGCUGUGGGGGAGUUGGCAGGAGCAGGCAACCUGCCCAAACACCUCCCACCUCGGAGCAGAUAGCUGAAUAACUGCACUGCUUAUUAACCUGAGACCUCAUUGGUGUGUGUGGGCUGGGGGGGCCGUGCAUUUUGCAGAAGAUCCUGCAUGUUACGAUGCGUUUUGACCCCUCCCUCCAUAUUUCUAGGAAAACCAAUGGCCAGUCUUUCUUCCUGCUGCCAAAGGAUGAGAGAUCAGAGAGUCUGCAGGGCGUCCAGCUGUCCGGUUUGAAAACCAAUCCGGUGGUUUGCAGAGCUAGAGAGGGGCAGAGAGGAACUCGCCCUGCAUUAUGUGGGGUCCGGGUCCGCCCUGGGGCUGGGCAGGUGUCUGUGCUCAGUGCUGCCUGAGGAAGGCUGGGCAGGAGCAGGAACUGGGGAAACACAAGGUGUAAGGAACCUCUGCUGCCCCCUGGUCUGUGACAGUGACCAAACCGAGCCAGUCACCUGCAGUGCUGCUGAGGGACACCACGUCAGUGGGGUCGCUGCUAUUUACAUACUCACACCGAUUAUUUACUUGUCAAUAAAACCUCGUCCAGCCUCCAAGGGGAAAAGAUUUUUUUUUAAUAGCCGCAAAUUUUUUUUAAUGCUUUCUUAAAAAAUAAAAAAGACAAAUAAAUAAUUUAAAAAAAAAAACAAAAAAACAAGUUGCCAAAAAGAAAAAAUAGAACUACCAAACCCAGGACGAUGAGCCGUUGCCUGUGAAGUGAUCCACCGCUGUAGUGGCUGGAGCUGCAGCCAGCCAGGUGCUCUGCAAGGCCAGCUGCCUGCCCAUCCAUCUGUCACACUGCACAUGUGAGAUAGUGUGUCUGGGCUGCUUCAUCUGCUCUGCCUUUGUCCUGCCUGGACUGCGCUGUCUGCAGCUGGGUGUGCUGCUGUUGUGCCCAGCUGAGCCACCCAGCACCUCUCCUUGUAGGGACUGCGAGGCUGUAACAGAGCUGCUGGAGGCAGGUGCCCACCUGCAGGCUGUAGGAAGUUGUCCUCGCUGUCUGCUUUAGGAGUAUUGUCUGCUCAGGCAGGCAUUCAUUUCUCUAUGGGGUGCAUCCUGUCCUCGGCAGGGCAUUGCUGCAGGCUGAGCUUUGCUGUGUGAUGUGGUCCUGUGCUGCAGUGGAGAACUACAGGUGGAACGGGGCAGUGGAUGAAGCUGGAUGGGUUCUUCAUCUCUGUUGGGCAGCAGGUUGCCCUGUGCCCUGGGCUCUAUUUGGCCUGGCUUUUGAUUGUUUGGCACACCUUGGCAUUUUCAGAAUGUGUUGUUGGAGGACAGGGAUGCUUUUGAGUGUUUCCCAGCUUUAGCUGCUCAGUAGUUAUAUUUUUCUCUGAAAGGUUUGGAGAAUCUGUGUUGCCCUGCUGGUAUGGGUCCUGCUCUGCCCUGCUGGUGGGCUGAUGGGGAGCAAGGUGAGAGCGUGGUCCCUGCUGCAGCUCGGGGCUGGGCUGCUCUGCUGGCUUUGAUUUAACGAAAUCCUCCCCGUGACCAGAUGGGAGGAGGAUGCUGUGCAGGCUGUGUGCAUGCUCCUGCUGCCCCUUCCCACAGCACUGCCUCCCAGCUGCCAGCACACAGCUGGGGCAGGGCUCAGCUCACAUCGCUGUGUCCAUCUACUCCUGUGGUUUUGGUUGACCUGAGCUGAUGCUGUAGGACUGCGUAGCGUUGCCUAGCAGCAGCAGCGUGGGAGAUGGUGUAUAAGCACAUCCUUCUUUUUUUUUUUUUUUCUUUCUUCUUUUAAAUUGUAUUGAGGCUGUUGAAACGAAAAACCCCUUUGAAAGGAAAUUAGUGUGAGAUUUCUUCCUUGAGGCUCCCACUGCUGUGGCAGGAGCUGAGCGUUGGGCUCCAUCUCUGGGCACCACACGCAGCCCGGCAGCUCUGUGGCAGGCAUGGGAUGGGCAGCCCUGCUGCAAUGACUGAACGCUGUGCUCCUCUGCGUGUGUUUCAACCUACUGUAAAGAAACGGGCAGUAGCUGGUGCAGGAUUGCUGGGUCCUGCCUGUCAUGUGUACAUUGCCCUGCUCUACUGUGUGUGUGUGUGUGUGUACGUGAGAAAGAAGCACUCGCGCUCGUUGCAUUUCAUGUUAGUUUGUGUUUUGGUGUAACUUUGUACACCUGAAUUCACCGGGUAACACCGGAGGGAGAUGGUAACACUGCUGGAAGAAGGGCUUCCACCUUGCUUGGAGGUGAGGGCUCGUUGUGGCACUGACCUGGUUUUACAGCACUGGUGAGCAGAUGAGAGAUGGAAGGUUUUGUGGCAUUGUGUUGCACCUUGUGCUUGCUGGUCCUUUGGUUUGGGUUCUGUGGCUCGUCCCCAGCCCUGGGGAUGGUCACCUGCUGCCUGUCCUGCUGCACACGUGGGGUCUUGGGUGGCUUUUCAGCUCCACUCUGCAGCUGCCAUCCACUGAAAUUCUUAUCACUUCCAUCUUAGCAGUAGCUGCAGAGUCCUUAAUUACCCAUGAGCUUGGGGACGGCCACUGUCUCCUCAGCUGGGCUUGGCUGUGUUACUGGUGUGUGUUUGUGACUUAAUAAGGCACAGGUGGACGUUUGCUGGGGCUGGAGGAGAUUUGCUGUCAGCGUGCAGUCAUCCUUUGGCCAACACCCACUGGCCUGAGCUUUACCUGGCACUGCAGCAAAGGCCCUGUGAGUUUCCUCAGCGGCAGUGGGAAGCAGCUCACGCAGGAAGGCUCCUCCCGGUCCUUUCUAACCGGCAACAGGCACGGAGGGGGCAGUGCAGAGCCAGGACUUGGGGCAUUGCAUAUUGUGGCUCAAAGCUUGAAAGGAAGAUCCUGUUGAGAGGUGCCAAGCUGAUGGGUGCUGCUGGGUUUGCAGGAGUGGGGGUCCUGGAACAACGUUGGGUGUGAUGCCUCCAUCCCCAAUCAGCAGGUCCUUGGUUUCCAUAGGGAAGAGCACUGCUCUGCAGCACAGCGGUCACCUGCUGAGCAUUGCAGGGCAUUGCCUGCCCAGCUGCGUGCCAUGGUGAUGGGGAAGCACUGUGGAUACUGUGUGCUGUGCUGUCAGCCCUGCCUGGGCCGCCGCACAAGAGGGGACGUUACCACUUUGUAGAUUCCUGAGUUGUCCAUCUGUUUCAUUGUUGUAUUAUUUGGGUUCUCAGUUGUUUCUUUUUUUUCUUUUUCUUUUUUUUUUUAAUGAAGACAGAUUAAAUGUAAAUAGCUUUUUUUUUUUUUUUGCUUUUUUUUUUUUUUUUUUUUUGAACAAACCGCAACGUGCUCGACCUCGUCAACUAUUUUAUGGUACUAAUGCAACACUAAUAAAACUGGACAUGAAAGCACAUAUCCGCCCCUGGAGUCAUCUGUCAGCAGGGCCUGUUCGGCACAGGCGGGGCGGUCAUCUCCUGCAGGAAGAGCCGCUGGGUGCCACAGCGAGCACUGGGGGAUUCGGGGCUGGGAGGCGCUGAGCCGCCUGGGCUUGGCAAGAGUGCAGGGGAGAGCGGAGCUGGGAGGAGGACCGCUCACGUGCCUUCCAGGAACCCGGCCGUGAGCAGGCUGGGGAUGCCCGGCUCCCACGGGGCCUCAACUACGGGAACCGGGGCUGCGCUGACAGCCCAGCACGGCUUUUUCCUCCGCUCUCUAUCUAGCGGUCCCCGAUCCUUCUUCACGCUGCCUUCUGCAGCGCCCGCUCCUCGUCCACAGGGGCGAGGCUCAGCCCCGUGCCGCGUAACCCCGGGGCCGGAGCCGCGCUCUCACGUCUGAGCGGCGUUGAGACGGGGCACCGCGCAAUCCGCCGAGGUUCUGCCGCUUAAAAACCCAAUUCGGCACCCGGGAAGAUCAGCCCACAGCACGCGAGCGGCUGCGGUGCGGUUUGUAGAUGUUCAUCCCGGCCGAUCUAGCCUCGUCCUCCUGCAAGCUCUGAGCGUCGCCCCGCGCACGGACACGCAGAGCUGGCCGUGAAGCGCGGCGCUCCGCCCGUCCCCGCUCGGCUCCCCCAGGCCGGGCG